AUGAAAGAAAUUUUGCUUUUGGGGAAAUAUUUUCAUUUUUUUCCUGCUCUUUCUCUGUUUGUCUCUAUCUCUCUUUCUCUUUUCUUUCUGCUUCACAUUAUCCUUCUAUCUUCCUUUUUAUCUCCCUUUGUCACGUUCUCUCUCUCUCUCUCUCUAUCUCUCUGUCUGUCUUCAUCUUUUUCUCUCCCCUUUUCUUUGUCUCUCUAUCUCUUUUUCUUUCUUUCUCUUUGGCUUUCUUGCUCUUUCACUUUCUUUUCUGCGUGUCAUCUUUCUUUUUUUCCUCAGUCUCUCUCUCUCUCUCUUUGUCGCUGUGUCUCUUUAUUUCUCCCUCUUUUUUCCCUCUUUUUCUUUUUUCUGUCUGCCGCUCUCUCUCUCUUUUUCUCUUUUUCUCUCUCUCUCUCACUGACUUCCUCUUUUUCUGUUUCUUUAUCGCGCACUUUCUCUCUCUCUCUCUCUCUCUUACUUCCUCUUUCUCUUUCUCUUUCUCUCUCUCUCUCUCUGACUCCUCUUCCUUUUUCUGUUUUCAUCUUUCCCUUUCUCUGUCUCUCUCUAUCUCUGUCUCUCUGUCCCUGUCUCUCUCUGCCUCUCUCUCUCUCUCACUCUCUCUCUCUUUCUAUCUAUCUAUCUAUCUAUCUGCACAACAGUUUCACAUUUUCUCUCUUUCUUUCUUUCUUUCUUUCUUUCUUUCUUUCUUUCUUUCUUCUUCUUCUCGUUGUUGUUGUUGUUGCUCUUCUUCUUCUUCUUCUUCUUCUUCUAUAUGCCAUGUGCCGCCUUCCAUUCAUUCAAGCUCACCAGUCUGGUAUCCUCUUUCCGCCUCACCUGCUAUCUUCUUUCCGCCUUACCUGCUAUCCUCUUUCCGCCGAGUCUGCUAUCCUCUUUCCGCCGAGUCUGGUAUCCUCUUUCCGCCUCACCUGCUAUCCUCUUUCCGCCGAGUCUGGUAUCCUCUUUCCGCCUCACCUGCUAUCCUCUUUCCGGCGAUUCUGGUAUCCUCUUGCCGCCUCGCCUGCUAUCCUCUUUCCGCCUAGCCUGCUAUCCUCUUUCCGCCGAGCCUGUUAUCCUCUUUCCGCCGAGCCUGGUAUCCUCUUUCCGCCUCACCUGCUAUCCUCUUUCCGGCGAUUCUGGUAUCCUCUUGCCGCCUCGCCUGCUAUCUUCUUUCCGCCUCACCUGCUAUCCUCUUUCCGCCGAGCCUGUUAUCCUCUUUCCGCCGAGCCUGGUAUCCUCUUUCCGCCUCGCCUGCUAUCCUCUUUCCGCCUCACCUGCUAUCCUCUUUCCGCCGAGCCUGUUAUCCUCUUUCCGCCGAGCCUGGUAUCCUCUUUCCGCCUCGCCUGCUAUCCUCUUUCCGCCUCACCUGCUAUCCUCUUUCCGCCGAGCCUGUUAUCCUCUUUCCGCCGAGCCUGGUAUCCUCUUUCCGCCUCGCCUGCUAUCCUCUUUCCGCCUCACCUGCUAUCCUCUUUCCGCCGAGCCUGUUAUCCUCUUUCCGCCGAGCCUGGUAUCCUCUUUCCGCCUCGCCUGCUAUCCUCUUUCCGCCUCACCUGCUAUCCUCUUUCCGCCGAGCCUGUUAUCCUCUUUCCGCCUCGCCUGCUAUCCUCUUUUCCGCCUCGCCUGCUAUCCUCUUUCCACCGAUCCCUUUAUCCUCUUUCCGCCGAGCCUGGUAUCCUCUUUCCGCCUCGCCUGCUAUCCUCUUUCCGCCUCACCUGCUAUCCUCUUUCCGCCGAGCCUGUUAUCCUCUUUCCGCCGAGCCUGGUAUCCUCUUUCCGCCUCGCCUGCUAUCCUCUUUCCGCCUCACCUGCUAUCCUCUUUCCGCCGAGCCUGUUAUCCUCUUUCCGCCGAGCCUGGUAUCCUCUUUCCGCCUCGCCUGCUAUCCUCUUUCCGCCUCACCUGCUAUCCUCUUUCCGCCUCACCUGCAAUCCUCUUUUCGCCGAGUCUAGUAUCCACUUUCCACCUCGUCUGCUGUCCUCUUUCCGCCUCGCCUGCUAUCCUCUUUCCACCUCACCUGCUAUCCUCUUUCCGCCUCACCUGCUAUCCUCUUUCCGCCGAGCCUGGUAUCCUCUUUCCGCCUCGCCUGCUAUCCCUCUUUCCGCCUCACCUGCUAUCCUCUUUCCGCCUCACCUGCUAUCCUCUUUCCGCCUCACCUGCUAUCCUCUUUCCGCCGAGCCUGGUAUCCUCUUUCCGCCUCGCCUGCUAUCCUCUUUCCGCCUCACCUGCUAUCCUCUUUCCGCCUCACCUGCAAUCCUCUUUUCGCCGAGUCUAGUAUCCUCUUCCACCUCGUCUGCUGUCCUCUUUCCGCCUCGCCUGCUAUCCUCUUUCCACCUCACCUGCUAUCCUCUUUCCGCCUCACCUGCUAUCCUCUUUCCGCCUCACCUGCUAUCCUCUUUCCGCCGAGCCUGGUAUCCUCUUUCCGCCUCGCCUGCUUUAUCCUCUUUCCGCCUCACCUGCUAUCCUCUUUCCGCCGAGCCUGUUAUCCUCUUUCCGCCGAGCCUGGUAUCCUCUUUCCGCCUCGCCUGCUAUCCUCUUUCCGCCUCACCUGCUAUCCUCUUUUCCGCCUCACCUGCAAUCCUCUUUUCCUUGAGUCUAGUAUCCUCUUUCCACCUCGUCUGCUGUCCUCUUUCCGCCUCGCCUGCUAUCCUCUUUCCACCUCACCUGCUAUCCUCUUUCCGCCUCACCUGCUAUCCUCUUUCCGCCGAGCCUGGUAUCCUCUUUCCGCCUCGCCUGCUAUCCUCUUUCCGCCUCACCUGCUAUCCUCUUUCCGCCUCACCUGCUAUCCUCUUUCCGCCUCACCUGCUAUCCUCUUUCCGCCGAGCCUGGUAUCCUCUUUCCGCCUCGCCUGCUAUCCUCUUUCCGCCUCACCUGCUAUCCUCUUUCCGCCUCACCUGCAAUCCUCUUUUCGCCGAGUCUAGUAUCCUCUUUCCACCUCGUCUGCUGUCCUCUUUCCGCCUCGCCUGCUAUCCUCUUCCCACCUCACCUGCAUCCUCUUUCCGCCUCACCUGCUAUCCUCUUUCCGCCUCACCUGCUAUCCUCUUUCCGCCUCACCUGCUAUCCUCUUUCCGCCUCACCUGCUAUCCUCUUUCCGCCUCACCUGCUAUCCUCUUUCCACCUCACCUGCUAUCCUCUUUCCGCCUCACCUGCUAUCCUCUUUCCGCCGAGCCUGGUAUCCUCUUUCCGCCUCGCCUGCUAUCCUCUUUCCGCCUCACCUGCUAUCCUCUUUCCGCCUCACCUGCUAUCCUCUUUCCGCCUCACCUGCUAUCCUCUUUCCCGCCGAGCCUGGUAUCCUCUUUCCCGCCUCGCCUGCUAUCCUCUUUCCGCCUCACCUGCUAUCCUCUUUCCGCCUCACCUGCAAUCCUCUUUUCGCCGAGUCUAGUAUCCUCUUUCCACCUCGUCUGCUGUCCUCUUUCCGCCUCGCCUGCUAUCCUCUUUCCACCUCACCUGCUAUCCUCUUUCCGCCUCACCUGCUAUCCUCUUUCCGCCUCACCUGCUAUCCUCUUUCCGCCGAGCCUGGUAUCCUCUUUCCGCCUCGCCUGCUAUCCCUUCGCCUCACCUGCUAUCCUCUUUCCGCCUCACCUGCUAUCCUCUUUCCGCCUCACCUGCUAUCCUCUUUCCGCCGAGCCUGGUAUCCUCUUUCCGCCUCGCCUGCUAUCCUCUUUCCGCCUCACCUGCUAUCCUCUUUCCGCCUCACCUGCUAUCCUCUUUCCGCCGAGCCUGUUAUCCUCUUUCCGCCGAGCCUGGUAUCCUCUUUCCGCCUCGCCUGCUAUCCUCUUUCCGCCUCACCUGCUAUCUUCUUUCCGCCUCACCUGCUAUCCUCUUUCCGCCGAGCCUGUUAUCCUCUUUCCGCCGAGCCUGGUAUCCUCUUUCCGCCUCGCCUGCUAUCCUCUUUCCGCCUCACCUGCUAUCCUCUUUCCGCCGAGCCUGUUAUCCUCUUUCCGCCUCACCUGCUAUCCUCUUUCCGCCUCACCUGCUAUCCUCUUUCCGCCGAGCCUGGUAUCCUCUUUCCGCCUCACCUGCUAUCCUCUUUCCCUCACCUGCUAUCCUCUUUCCGCCUCACCUGCUAUCCUCUUUCCGCCGAGCCUGUUAUCCUCUUUCCGCCGAGCCUGGUAUCCUCCCCCGCCUCGCCUGCAUCUUCUUUCCGCCUCACCUGCUAUCCUCUUUCCGCCGAGCCUGUUAUCCUCUUUCCGCCGAGCCUGUUAUCCUCUUUCCGCCUCACCUGCUAUCCUCUUUCCGCCGAGCCUGGUAUCCUCUUUCCGCCUCGCCUGCUAUCCUCUUUCCGCCUCACCUGCUAUCCUCUUUCCGCCGAGCCUGUUAUCCUCUUUCCACCUGCUAUCCUCUUUCCGCCUCACCUGCUAUCCUCUUUUCCGCCGAGCCUGGUAUCCUCUUUCCGCCUCACCUGCUAUCCUCUUUCCGCCUCACCUGCUAUCCUCUUUUCCGCCUCACCUGCUAUCCUCUUUCCGCCGAGCCUGUUAUCCUCUUUCCGCCGAGCCUGGUAUCCUCUUGCCGCCUCGCCUGCUAUCUUCUUUCCGCCUCACCUGCUAUCCUCUUUCCGCCGAGCCUGUUAUCCUCUUUCCGCCUCGCCUGCUAUCCUCUUUCCGCCUCACCUGCUAUCCUCUUUCCGCCGAGCCUGGUAUCCUCUUUCCGCCGAGCCUGGUAUCCUCUUUCCGCCUCGCCUGCUAUCCUCUUUCCGCCUCACCUGCUAUCCUCUUUCCGCCGAGCCUGUUAUCCUCUUUCCGCCGAGCCUGGUAUCCUCUUUUCCGCCUCGCCUGCUAUCCUCUUUCCGCCUCACCUGCUAUCCUCUUUCCGCCGAGCCUGUUAUCCUCUUUCCGCCGAGCCCUGUAUCCUCUUUCCACCUCGUCUGCUGUCCUCUUUCCGCCUCGCCUGCUAUCCUCUUUCCACCUCACCUGCUAUCCUCUUUCCGCCUCAACUGCUAUCCUCUUUCCGCUGAGCCUGGUAUCCUCUUUCUGCCGAGCCUGCUAUCCUCUUCCGACGCAGCGUUUGGCAACCACUGCUCUAGAUGCUCUUAGUACGUGA
This is a messenger RNA of Acanthosepion pharaonis, 5016 nucleotides long. The record is from the annotation of a GenBank genome assembly. Lineage: Eukaryota; Metazoa; Mollusca; Cephalopoda; Sepiida; Sepiidae.